AUGAUAGAAAGGAUGGGUGACAGAGCACAAUCUGGUUUUGACUGGGUAGCAGAAAGUAAUGGGGAGGUUCAAAACUGUGUGAGAAAGAAAAGGAAAUACAAUAAAUCAAAGAAAAAGGAAUACAAUGGAUGGGGAUCAACUUCCCUUAUUCAGUUUCUCGAAUCCAUUGGUAGAGACACAAGCAGCAAGAUAAGUCAAAGUGACGUCACUAAAAUUAUAAAUGAUUAUGUUAAGCAGAAUAACCUUGUUAAGCCUACAAAAAAGAAAAGAGUUCUGUGUGAUGUUAGGCUCCAGUUGUUGUUCGGAAAGAAGAGCAUUAGCCGGAUGAAUAUUAGUAAUUUGCUUGAGUCACACUUUUUAGAGAACUGUGGACAAUCUGAUGAAGAUCUUUUGUUUGACUCAGACGAUGAUGAAUAUGCAUGUGAAAUCCUCAAACCAGCGCCUUCGGAGAGGAAGAGUCAACCGAGGAAACAUGUUGUGGAAAAACCAAGAAGCUGUUUUGCCGCUAUUAAUCCUUCCAACAUCAAGCUUGUUUAUUUAAAGAGGAGUCUAGUUGAGGAACUUUUAAAGGACCUUGAAACUUUUGAGGCCAAAGUAGUUCGAAGCUUCAUAAGAACCAAGUCUGACCCAAAUGACUACCUUCAGAAAAAUUCACACCUGCUUCUGCAAAUAACAGGUAUAAAGAAGAGCUCAGGAGUGGAUGGGGAAAUUCGCUUGCAAGCUUCUGGUUUCAUUAAAGACAUCCGCAUUAAUAUGCUGUCAGAUGAUAAUUUCUCUGAGGCGGAGUGUGAGGAUUUACAUAGAAGAGUAAAAGACGGCUUACUCAAGAAACUUAAGAUUGUGGAUUUGGAGGAAAAGGCUAGAGUGUUGCAUGAGGAUAUAACUAAACAUUGGCUUGCAAAAGAACUUGCUCUAUUACAUAAUCUUAUUGACCGAGCAAAUGAAAAGGGUUGGCGUAGAGAAUUGGACGGCUACCUACAAAGAAGGGAGAAGCUUAAGAGUCCGGAGGAACAAGAACGGUUAUUGCGUGAAAUUCCUGGAGUUAUUGCUGAAGAUCUAGAAUCAGAAUCUACGGCACCAGAUGUUCCAGUUAAGAAACUCGAAACCAGUUUCCAAGAGUUUUCAGAGACUACCUGUACAGAAGCAUCAUUAUCAACUGAGGUCCCAAUGGUAGUUGCAGAUGAUUCUGCAGAUUAUUUCUCAGAUGAUGAAGAAUGGUUAUUCCAUGGGAUUCCCCAAGUUACUACUGGUUUUCUAGAUUUUUCAGAAUCCAAAUUACCAGAAGUUCCAGAUAAAAAGGCAGCCCAAGUUACUACUGGUUUUCUAGAUUUUUCAGAAUCUAAACUACCAGAAGUUCCAGAUAAAAAGGCAGAAGUUCCAGAUAAAAAGGAAGUCCAAGUUACUACUGGUUUUCUAGAUUUUUCAGAAUCCAAACUACCAGAAGUUCCAGAUAAAAAGGCAGAAGUUCCAGAUAAAAAGGCAGUCCAAGUUACUACUGGUUUUCUAGAUUUUUCAGAAUCCAAACUACCAGAAGUUCCAGAUAAAAAGGCAGAAAAUAAUAAUAUGCAAAGUUUCUGGGAAGCUACUUGUACAAAAGAAUCUUUAGUGACCGAAGUUUCAAAAGCGGUUGCUAAUGGUUUUGCAUGUAGGGCUACAAAACUGGAUCUUGCCGAUCAAGCUGAACAAGAAAAUGAGUCACCAAAGUCGAUUCUCAAUCUUAGUGGACCGUCAGAAGUUCCUCUUUUCGGCAUGGAAAUUAAUAGCACUGCGUUGAAUUGCACAUCUCGUGACACUUCUGCAGUUAACCAAUGGUCUAGCGUGUCUGUUCAACAGCAACCAGCAAAACAAACAAACUUCGCAUUUAAGAUGGAUGGUGUAUCCAUGCCGGCCAAAUCAAAUGAAUUUAAGAUCGGAGAUAAGAUCUCGCAAGCACCAACAAACAAUCAGGUACGGCCAGCUCAGAUUCAGGUUAUAGAACUGAGCGACGAUGAUGAUGAUGAUGAAAAUGAAAAACCAAGCACAAUAAAACCUGUUCAUGAAAAACCAAGCACCAUAAAACUUGUUCAUGAAAAGCUAAACACCGUAAAACAAGUUCCUGCUGAGGAGUUACAAUCCUUGAUCUGGCAUUACAGAGAUCCUUAUGGACGGGUGCAAGGACCUUUCUCCAUAGUUGCUCUAAAAGGUUGGAGGGAUGCUCACUACUUUGCUCCAGACUUCAAGGUUUGGAGGGUAGGCCAAAGCCAAGACCAAAGUGUACUGUUGAGGAAUAUUCUACCUAUAUUUUUUCCCUUUGGAUAA
Vicia faba (fava bean) is the source of this 2298-nucleotide messenger RNA. The record is from the annotation of a GenBank genome assembly. NCBI's taxonomy places the organism in Eukaryota, Viridiplantae, Streptophyta, Magnoliopsida, Fabales, Fabaceae.